AUGGCUGGGAUCCACAGAAGUGCUGGGACCUUGAUUAUCCACUCUCAGGAUGGUGAACUUGCCUUCAAUCAAGGUGUACCAGUCCUGUACAGCAAUUCAUCAGGGGCUCACACCAUUUCAAGUGAUCCUCAACAUUUCAAGAGGACAAAGCACAUUGACAUUGCUCACUUCUUCCUGCAAGAUGAGGUUGCAAGCCAGCAACUCACAGUUGCUCCAGUCCAGAGUAGUGAGAACAUUGCUGAUAUACUGACUAAGCUGCUCACAGCACUGACACUCAUGCACAUUUGGGAGCUAUUUGGCUUGAUGACGUUGAAGGAGCCCACUGGAUCGAGAGGCUGA
Ustilago hordei is the source of this 339-nucleotide messenger RNA. RefSeq lists its product as uncharacterized. The transcript has a single exon. Bases 1 to 339 code for a protein of 112 amino acids. Lineage: Eukaryota; Fungi; Basidiomycota; Ustilaginomycetes; Ustilaginales; Ustilaginaceae. The record is from RefSeq and is a predicted model, not a curated record.